Messenger RNA from Pestalotiopsis fici W106-1, 1716 nucleotides. RefSeq names its product Amino-acid permease. The coding region runs from base 1 to 1716 and encodes 571 amino acids. Gene Ontology annotation, biological process: amino acid transmembrane transport. Lineage: Eukaryota; Fungi; Ascomycota; Sordariomycetes; Amphisphaeriales; Sporocadaceae. Gene Ontology annotation, cellular component: membrane. The record is from RefSeq and is a predicted model, not a curated record. The transcript has 7 exons. Gene Ontology annotation, molecular function: amino acid transmembrane transporter activity.
AUGGCUACGCUCGAAAGUGCUCAAGCCAACUCCUCCUUGGAGAAGGACGGAGCCCUUCCUGGCUAUUCAGCCCCAGCUCAUGAGCAUAGCCAUCAGGAUGGCGCUGUUCGCUCAGACAACUGGUUUACCCGCAAUGGUCUUAACCUCGAGUCCUUCAAGAAGCGAGACUAUGGCCAUGGCCUUGUCGAGUUGGAUCGCUCCAUGAAACCGAGGCAUCUGCACAUGAUCGCCAUUGGAGGUUCCAUUGGUGCUGGUUUCUUCGUCGGUUCCGGUGGUGCUCUGGCCAAAGGUGGACCCGGCUCUCUCUUGAUUGAUUUCCUGAUCAUUGGUAUCAUGAUGUUCAAUGUCGUCUAUGCUCUUGGUGAACUCGCUGUCAUGUAUCCUGUCUCUGGUGGUUUUUACACAUAUGCUGUCCGCUUCAUUGAUCCUAGCUGGGGUUUUGCCAUGGGUUGGAAUUACGUGAUGCAAUGGGCUGUCGUGCUGCCACUUGAACUGACUGUGUGUGGUUUGACCAUUGGGUAUUGGGACACGGAAGGAAAGAUCAGCGUCGGUGUCUGGAUCACCGUCUUCUUCGUCUUGAUUCUCAUCACAAACCUGUUUGGCACCUUGGGAUAUGCCGAAGAAGAGUUCUGGUCUGCCGUCAUCAAAUUAUCGGCAACCGUCAUCUUCCUUAUCAUCGCAUUCGUCAUGGUUUUGGGAGGUGGCCCUUCCAACGGUCAAUACAGCGAAUACUGGGGUGCUCGGCUCUGGUACGAGCCUGGUGCUUUCAACAACGGAUUCUUGGGUUUCUGCUCCGUUUUCGUCACUGCUGCUUUUGCUUUCAGCGGCACCGAACUUGUCGGUCUUGCGGCUGCAGAGUCCGAGAACCCAGUCAAGGCUUUGCCUGGUGCCAUCAAGCAAGUCUUCUGGCGUAUCACACUUUUCUACGUCCUGGGACUCCUGUUCGUUGGCCUGCUGAUCCCCUACGACGACCCGAACCUGCUUGGUUCCAACGCCUACAUCAACGUCAACGCUUCUCCGUUUGUCCUGGUUGGCAAAUACGCCGGUCUCAAGGGCUUUGACAGCUUCAUGAACGUCGUUAUCCUGGUUUCGGUCCUGUCCAUUGGUGUCUCGGCCGUCUACGGAGGUAGCCGUACUUUGACGGCUCUAGCCCAGCAAGGAUACGCUCCCAAGAUCUUUACCUACGUCGACAAGUCUGGCAGGCCCCUAUUCUCUGUCAGCGCUGUCCUGAUUUUUGGUCUGCUCGCCUAUGUCAACCUGAGCGCCAGCGGUACUACCGUCUUUACCUGGCUCCAGGCUCUGUCUGGACUUGCCGCCCUCUUCACCUGGGGCUCCAUUUGCUUGGCGCACAUUCGUUUCCGCUCCGCCUGGAAGUACAAUGGUCAUACUCUGGAUGAGAUCCCUUUCCAGGCCAUUGGAGGUGUCUACGGCUCUUGGCUCGGUCUUGUCCUGAUUGUUCUUGUGCUCAUUGCCCAGUUCUACACUGCUGUUGAGCCCAUGGACGCCGAAGCUUUCUUCGAGUCCUACCUUGCUGCUCCCGUCGUUCUCUUCUUCUGGGCUGUCGGCUAUGCCUGGAAGCGUGAAGGUUGGCUCAAGAUUAGCCAGAUGGACGUUGAUACCGGUCGCCGUGAGCUUGACUGGGAUGAGAUCAACGAAUACAGACGCCACUUGGCUGCCCAGCCUGCAUGGAAGCGCCUGUAUCACGUUCUGUUUUAA